Molecule: messenger RNA, 609 nt
Organism: Symbiodinium necroappetens
Lineage: Eukaryota; Dinophyceae; Suessiales; Symbiodiniaceae
Source: the annotation of a GenBank genome assembly
AUGGGCAGUGGAGCCAGCACUCAUUUGCCCGAGUUGCAGAAAGCCUCCGGGGAGGACCUCAAACAGCUCUAUACGGAGCUUUCGGAGGAGGCCAAGGCGAAUGUGAAGAAAGCGCUUGAGGCGACGUCUAAGAAGGCCAAAAUUUUGAUCGUGACCACCUCUGCCUCAAAAAUGGGCGACCACGAGACGGGUGCAUGGAGUGAAGAGAUCACCGGGCCAUACUACACCUUCGUCGACAAGGGCUUCGAGGUGACCGUGUGCUCGAUCGCCGGUGGCGACAUCCCCAUUGACGCCGGCUCCUUGAGUGACCAGUUCAAGACCGAGAACGAUAAGAGGAUGAUCGAGCAGGGCAGCACAGCACUCAAGGCCAUCGAAGAAGAUGUCCGACAUGGACCCGGGAGCUUUCGACGCGUGCUUCUUCGCUGGGGGCCAUGGCACCUGCGUGGACUUCCCAACAGACGAGGUGGGGGACUUCAUCACCAAGGCAGCCGCCGCCGGCAAAGUCGUCGCUGCAGUGUGCCACGGCCCCAUGUCCUUGGUGAAGGCCAAGGGUGCAGACGGAGAGCCUCUGGUGAAAGGCAAGAAGGUGUGCGCCUUUACGGAUGUUGA